Molecule: messenger RNA, 3875 nt
Organism: Mytilus trossulus (common blue mussel)
Lineage: Eukaryota; Metazoa; Mollusca; Bivalvia; Mytilida; Mytilidae
Product: phosphatidylinositol 4,5-bisphosphate 3-kinase catalytic subunit beta isoform-like
Exons: 25
Coding region: 26-3280 (1084 amino acids)
Biological process (GO): phosphatidylinositol-3-phosphate biosynthetic process; phosphatidylinositol-mediated signaling; phosphatidylinositol 3-kinase/protein kinase B signal transduction
Cellular component (GO): cytoplasm; plasma membrane; phosphatidylinositol 3-kinase complex
Molecular function (GO): 1-phosphatidylinositol-3-kinase activity; 1-phosphatidylinositol-4-phosphate 3-kinase activity
Source: RefSeq, a predicted model, not a curated record
UAUUUUCAGACUGCCAUAAGUGGCCAUGCCUCCUGUGAUAGUCUCCCCUGAUCUGGAUGUCACAUCCUUCCAGAAUGAUCUUGGACAACUGGACAUUGACUUCCUGUUACCUAAUGGUAUAUGUGUACCAUUACAGGUAGACAUAGAUAGACCACUUGAUCAAAUAAAACAGGAACUAUGGAAACAAGCAGCAAAUUACCCACUGUUCCAGCAGCUGGCAACAUUUGACAAAUAUGGCUUUCUUUACAUCAGUGGUGAAGGACAAAAGGAGGAUGUUAUGGAUGAAAGUGUUGGAAUAGCCGAGUUACGCUUGGCUGCCUCUUUCCUUAAAGUAGUCGAGAAACCUGCUGACGACAAACGUAAAACAAUUGACAGACAGAUUAACAGUUUGAUUGGCAUGAAAGGUUCUAACUACAUUCAAGCUCAGCAUUCAGUGAGUAAGGCAGAGAUAUCAGAGUUUAGACAGAAGAUGACUACUUAUUGUAACAAUGAUGUACUGAAGCAAGCCAAUCAGGAUCCAACAGGUUUGGUUUAUUUUGAGUACAAGCAUCCCUGUCGACUUAGAAGUACCAGUGAGCUGCCUCCAGAUGUAGAGAACAUGGUUAUAGAUUAUAUUGUACUGACUGUGAUUGUACAGGAAACUGGGACUUCAUACAAAUUGCGAGUUAAGAAAGUGUCCACACCAGAUGAGUUAGUGAAAAUGACUGUUGAUAAAUGGUCAAGCAAAUCAGGACAGAAGACUAAAAACUGCAAUGAUUAUGUUCUUCAAGUUCUUGGAAUGAAUGAUUUUCUUUAUGGUGAUAAUCCUCUGGUUAUGUUUAAGUAUGUAUAUUCCUGUAUUGUGAAAAACACAGCACCAGAAUUUUGGCUGAAGAAUAAAUCAUCUGUCUUAGAAAAACAAGAGGUGUCACAACCACACAAAUCUUCCAGAACGUCUUUCCAGGAAGAAAGAAGAAAUACUGUGCGGUCAGAGAAGAGAAGUGGACACUGUGUGUGGGACAUACACAAUAACUUUUAUAUAACCUUACACACAGCAUGCAAUGUUCAAGUUCCAGAAAACUGCAGAAAUCUACAGGUACGUUUGUGUGUAGGUGUGUUCCAUGGACCUGAUCCUUUGUGUAGUAUUCAGGAAACCAAAGAAGUCUUUGUCUCACAAGAUGGACUAUGUAGCUUUAAUGACUGUAUAAACUUUGAUAUUAAAGUACAGGAUCUUCCUCAAAUGAGCAGGUUAUGUUUUGGACUCCAUUGCAAGAAAGGAAAGGAACCGUUAUUAUUAGCUUGGGCUAAUAUUCCAAUUUUUGACUACAAAUCAAAUCUACAAAAAGGGAAACUGAAGUUACCAUUAUGGCCAAGAUCAGAACUUAUACAACAGGAAGAAUCAAACUGUUUUCCUGUUGGAACAGUAGCCACAAAUCCUCAGGGAGAUUGUUCUAUGAUAGAAUUUAGUGUUCCAGAUUUCACUAAGAAAGGAUCCAUAUAUUACCCUCCUAUUGAAAAGGUUUUACAAUGUGCCAGUGACCAUAUGGAAGAGCCAGGGAAAUGUGGGUCACCAGUUUUAGAACUGGCCAGUACUCAUAUAGAAGCUCCAGGAAUGCCAGGCUCUACUACUUGGAGACCAAACAAGAACAUUGUUCAGCAGCUAGACACCAUACUGAGAGCUAACCAGUACACUGUACUUCAGACUUUGGACGAACAGCAGAAACAACUUAUUUGGUGGAUGCGUUAUGACAUACGCGACAAAUGCAGCGAGUUCCCUCAUGCUCUGUUGUAUGUGUUAUAUUCAGUUAGCUGGGACAACCAUAUUGAAGUUUCCAAGAUGCAGGCACUAUUACAGACAUGGCCUACACUAGAGGCAGAUCAAGCCUUAACAUUGCUAGAUUUUACAUUCCCAGAUAAAUAUGUCAGAAAGAAAGCCACUGAAUGGUUAGAUGAACUGCCUGAUCUGUCCAAACCUAAUAAAAAAUUUAAUCGUUAUGUACGUGAUGAAGAAUUGGCUCAGUAUUUGCUACAGUUAGUACAGGCUUUAAAGUAUGAGAACUAUUUAAACUGUGAUCUAGUCAAAUUCCUGUUACGGAGAGCACUACAGAAUCGUAAUAUAGGACAUAAGUUAUUUUGGUUGCUCAAGUCAGACAUGCAUGAACCCUCUGUUACCGUCCAGUAUGGUUUAAUCAUAGAAAUAUAUCUCAAGGCAAACCCCAGUCAUAUGUCCAUCCUAGACAGGCAGCAAAUCAUCCUACAGAAACUCAAAUCUAUCACAGAUAUACAUACCAAAGCAGCAAAUUUGAAGAAAAAGGCUAAAGAAAAAGAUGACUCUCCCUUGCAGAAGGUCAUGCAGCAAUCUGCAUACAAAGAGGCGUUCUGUAAAAUAUAUAGUCCUAUCACUUUAAUGUAUAAAUUAGAUAAAAUUGUUGAGAAAUCCUGUAAAGUUAUGGACUCUAAAAAGAAGCCAUUUUGGUUGGAAUGGACAAAUGAUGAUGAGAAAGGACAAAACAUACAGUUGAUAUAUAAAUGUGGAGACGAUUUAAGACAAGAUAUGCUGACAUUACAGAUUUUAGAAGUCAUGGAUACUAUAUGGCAAUCACAAGGCUAUGAUCUCAGACUAAAUCCUUAUGGAUGUGUUGCAACUGGAUGUGAAGAGGGUAUGAUUGAAGUUGUACAGAAAUCUUUAACACUUGCUGGAAUACAAAAAUGGAGAAAACUAGGACUGGAUAAGAGAUCACUUUAUGAUUGGUUAAAACAUAAAAAUCCAACUGAACAUAGUUUACAAAGAGCAGUUGAAGAAUUUAAGCUGUCCUGUGCAGGAUAUGCUGUGGCCACCUACAUCCUGGGAGUUGGGGACAGACAUAACGACAAUAUAAUGAUGAAAGAAAGUGGACAGUUGUUUCAUAUAGACUUUGGACAUUUUCUUGGAAAUAAAAAAACAAAGUUUAACAUUAACAGAGAACGAGUGCCAUUUAUUCUUACCAGCCAUUUUGAGUAUAUCAUAAAAGAUGGGGAUCAAAAGCCACAAAAUUUCGGAGAUUUUAAAGACAUUUGUGAGAGGGCUUACUUAAUCAUUCGUAGCAAAGCACACCUACUGAUUCAGUUGUUUACCAUGAUGCUGUCAUCAGGAAUACCUCAGCUUAAUAAUGUCUCAGAUAUUGAUUACAUUAAAGACGUUCUUGCCUUGAACUCAACUGAAGAAGUGGCUCUAGACAAAUUCAGGAAAAAAUUCAAAGAAGCUCAAGACAGCAGUUGGUCAACUACAGUGAAUUGGUGGUUCCAUAUGAGAGUCCAUUGAAAACAAGUGCCACACAAAGAAUGUGAUUGCAUUGCAAUUUUUAUAUUCCAGCCUCAUUUUGAAGUUUAUUGUUGAUUUACAAACCAAAUAUGUGUUCACACAAAAUCUGGUGAUUCGUUAUAUGAAGACAUUCCAUUGUUAAAUGUUUUAUUACAAAAAGAAUUUUAUUAUUGUUAUUUAUGAUACAAAAUGUAAUUAUUUUCUGUUUAAUUUGCGCCAUAGUUUGAUAGAAUAUGGAAUAUUUCUUCUACAGCAUACGCAUUUGUGCAUACCCAUUAUCACGAUAUCUGGAAACUCCUUAAGAAGUUAUCUGCUCUUGGUUCAGAUUUUUUGAAAAACAUGACCUCUAGAGAUAAUGUUUGAUUCAAAUUCACAAAUUCUCAGACUAUCUUCUAACAUAAGGAAAUGUUAUAAACCUGACCCAAAAUUAUUAAUUUACAGUAAGAUAUUCACAACAUUCCAUAUAUAAUUAUUAAGUUUUUAGUAAAUGAACUAUAAGAUAAAAAUUAUGACUUUUUUCAACAGCUAACACUGCUCUAUAAAAAGUCUAAUGCUAUAAAGACAUAUUUUUUGUUCAACUUAAGACAUUUAUUUA